UCGGAAUGCCGAAGAUAUCAGUCGAGAAUAUUGCGAAGAUUCCGAAGACAGGAGAAAGUUUUGUUGUGGCUCUGACGCACAAGGUGGAUAACUAAGAGAUAAAAAAAUUCGUUCUUCUCCAUUGUGGACUAGUCUGUUCUUUGAAUAAAAUGGGCUCCAUCGUCUGUACAGCUGCAACGUGCGCAUGUUGCUGCUGCCCAACAGUUGCUAGCUGUUGUUGUGCAUGUUGUCCAUCAUGUCGCAGCUCAACUUCCACCAGGAUUGUAUACACACUAUUUCUUCUCAUUGGGACAAUUUUGUCCAGUGUGAUGUUAUCCUCAGGAAUACAAGAUACCAUGGUAGAGAAGGUUCCAUUCUUUAAUGAAGCCUGUGAAGCAGCAACUUUAGGAACAAACUGUGAUGUGUUGGUUGGUUACUUGGCAGUUUACAGGAUUUGUUUUGGAAUGGCAGCCUUCUUCUUUCUUUUCAUGAUUCUUAACAUUGGGGUUGGCUCCAGUAAGGACUGUCGAGGUGAACUGAACAAUGGGUUCUGGGGCCUUAAGUUUAUUCUUCUCAUAACUUUGUGGGUGGCUGCUUUUUUUAUUCCCAGAGGAAGCUUUGGAGUCGGUGAGCAAGACCGGCUGUUUUUCUUCAUGUUCCUGUUUUAUGCUUUGGCACUGACUGGAUUUAUCCUCUCAUUUGUCUUUUUCACGCAG
This is a messenger RNA of Pocillopora damicornis (cauliflower coral), 695 nucleotides long. Its product is annotated as putative serine incorporator. NCBI's taxonomy places the organism in Eukaryota, Metazoa, Cnidaria, Anthozoa, Scleractinia, Pocilloporidae. The record is from RefSeq and is a predicted model, not a curated record. Gene Ontology annotation, cellular component: membrane.